CUCUGUGUAACUGGGCCACAGGUCAGGAGGCACCCUGUGCUUUGACCCAUCAGCCCCGAUGGACUGGUACGGACUGAGUUAAUGACUGGGGUAAACAUGAGGAAUGUCGUUCACCCUGCCACUGUCUACAUUUCCUUUCUCUCUUGCUUUAUUGCUUCCACGUCGAGGGAACCUGAAUCCAUCUGCCAUGGAAGUCCAGGGUCAGUGUAUUUUUUACACAAAGAUUCAAAUGUAAUCAGGUUAAGGCUGAGUUCACUGUGACCAGGCGGCAUCCAGGAUAAAUAGGACGAGGACCGAGUUCCACUGUCGAUCCUUUCUAGGCUCAUUCUCCACUAUGUUUCCUCUGGAAGAGAAUCAGGCAAACUACACAUGCUUGAGUUUCCAGCACCAGCAGCAUCACACUACUCUUCAGGACAUUUUGAGCCGGAGGAACAGCGACCACCAUAGCAACAAGCUAAAACUUAAUGCAACUGUGCAGAACUGUCGCUGUGAGCAGAGGCGGAGAGUUUGCCUCAAAGAACCAAAGGCCACCCACCGAAUGGCCUCCAGCAUUCUGGUCAAAACCGUCUGUUUCAUGAGAAGUUUACCAUCCUUUGGUCAGCUGCCGCUGGGAGAUCAGUUGUUGCUGCUCAGACACGGCUGGGUCCCUUUGUUUGUUAUGGGGCUUGCACAAGAAAAGACAUCCUUCGAAGUGACUGAUGUGCCAAAUUCAAGUAUUCUUAGACAGAUCCUGCUCGGACCAGGAUGCACCGAAAAGGGGACUGACGUACCAACUCUUGACAAAGUCAACAGAUUGAGAACUUGCUUGCACCAUCUGUGGAAUCUGGAUCUAAGUCAAAAAGAAUAUGCAUAUAUAAAAGGUGCUAUGUUGUUUAACCCAGCUGUUCAAGGGUUGAGUGCGUUGUCGUCCAUUGAAGGACUCCAACAGGAAGCUCAGAGGGUUCUCCAAGAAGUCAGCCACCUCCUGCACCCACAGGACACCAGCCGCUUCGGCCACAUCCUCGUGGUAGCCUCCACCCUUCCUACUGUUGGCCACGGCUUGGUCACGGAGCUCUUUUUCAGGCCAAUUAUCGGCAACACAGAUAUGUUACACUGGUUAUCGCAGAUGUUGUUCAUCCAGUGAAUUGUUGUAUUGUUAAAUAUUAAACUUAGCUCGAAUUAACAGAAACACCUAGUUUCAAGAAAAACUUAACUAGUGUUUAUGACUCACACAGGAUGUGACCUAGGAGAAACCAAGAUGUGCUCCCACGCCCUCAUGUGGUCAUAUGUAGCAGACUACGACUUCCUCUUCUAAUGCUUCUGUUAAAUGAGGGUUUACAAAGACACCUUUUAAUGCUGAAAAUAUAUAUAUUUUUUCCCAAAUAAAAUGUUUCUGAUUUAAACAGAAAGAUUUAUGUGUAUUUUUAGGCAACUUAAAAGUAUAAAAGAAAACUGAAUGUUUUUUUGUCGAUAUGUUCUUUUAACAUUCUUAUUAGUUUGAUUGUGUUUUCUGCUUUAUGUUCCAAACCAGAAGAACCAGCUAAAUAAUAUUACAACACAGAAAACAAUUUCCUGAUUCAUAAAAAAAGAUGCAGCAUCUCAAUUGCAGG
Molecule: messenger RNA, 1589 nt
Organism: Betta splendens (Siamese fighting fish)
Lineage: Eukaryota; Metazoa; Chordata; Actinopteri; Anabantiformes; Osphronemidae
Product: nuclear receptor subfamily 0 group B member 2-like
Exons: 2
Coding region: 335-1123 (262 amino acids)
Biological process (GO): negative regulation of transcription by RNA polymerase II; circadian rhythm
Cellular component (GO): cytoplasm; nucleus
Molecular function (GO): transcription factor binding; transcription corepressor activity
Source: RefSeq, a predicted model, not a curated record